CUUUUAUUCAAACCUUUCUGAGCGACUUUUAUAAAACAGGCUUCGGAUGUGCUGGAUGCAUCGAAAAGCUUUCCUGAUCUGACUCCAGAUAUCGCAUCUACAGUGAUGACUGGCACGGCUGUAGGUCCGAUCUUCAUGAUCUUUGAUUUUUCCAGGCUGAUACGCAGGCCGAUCUUACUGGCUUCGUGGUUGAUGUGAGAUGAGACUUAAACUGUGCUAAUGCUUGUUCACAAAUGGCAGUAUAAUUCUCAUGCUGUCCAAAUGAAUGUUGUGCUGGAAAAUAAAACUUUGGUCGUGCUCUGUUUCGCAAGGAGUUUGAUAACUGCCAGGUUGAAUGUUUGAAAGCAAAGAGACCUGAUUGAGGAGAGUGAAGAGCUGAAGGAUUUGGAAAAGAAAAAGCAGAAUGAGAAAGAUCAUGAUUUAAAAAUUGGAGAAAAGAUGGAAUCUAACAGUUUUUUCAUCUGCCGUCUUUGUGGAAAGAGUUUCAGUCGAAAACAAAACCUUACGCUCCACAUGAAAGUUCACACUGGAGAGAGACAUUUUAUCUGUAAACAGUGUGGAAAGAGUUUCACUCAAAGUGGAAACCUUAAAAUUCACAUUAGAAUUCACACCGGAGAAAAGCCUUAUACUUGCACUCAGUGUGGACAGAGAUUUGCACAUAAAGGCAACUUUAAUUCCCACAUGAGAACUCACAGUAAAGAGAGCUCCUUCACCUGCCAACAAUGUGGGAAGAAUUUCCCUCAAAAACAAAACCUGGCAGUCCACAUGAGGAUUCACACCGGAGAGAAGCCUUACACUUGCACUCAGUGUGGAAAGAGUUUUGCUCAUAAACACACUCAUAAUAACCACAUGAGAACUCACACAGGAGAGAAGCUGUUCACAUGUGAUCAAUGUGGAAAGAGCUUCACCACAGAACUAAGCCGUAGAUACCACAUGACCAUCCACACCGGAGAAAAACAUUUCAUAUGUGGUCAAUGUGGAAGGAGUUUCAUACAUAAAGUAAGCCUUGAUCGCCACAUAAGGAGUCACUCAGGAGAGAACUGUUUUAUAUGUCAUCUAUGUGGAAAAAGUUUUUGUCAUAAAUGUAGCCUCAAAACUCACAUGAGAGUUCACACUGAAGAGAAUUCCUUCACCUGCAAACCUGAGUGAACGUUCACUACUGCUGAGUGUGGGACAAAUAAGACACCUUCAUGACCA
Messenger RNA from Cyprinus carpio (common carp), 1197 nucleotides. Its product is annotated as gastrula zinc finger protein XlCGF8.2DB-like. Gene Ontology annotation, molecular function: RNA polymerase II cis-regulatory region sequence-specific DNA binding; DNA-binding transcription factor activity. The coding region runs from base 439 to 1149 and encodes 236 amino acids. The record is from RefSeq and is a predicted model, not a curated record. The transcript has 2 exons. Lineage: Eukaryota; Metazoa; Chordata; Actinopteri; Cypriniformes; Cyprinidae. Gene Ontology annotation, biological process: regulation of transcription by RNA polymerase II.